Lobosporangium transversale is the source of this 2130-nucleotide messenger RNA. RefSeq names its product Endonuclease/exonuclease/phosphatase. The transcript is spliced from 3 exons. The coding region runs from base 85 to 2055 and encodes 656 amino acids. Lineage: Eukaryota; Fungi; Mortierellomycota; Mortierellomycetes; Mortierellales; Mortierellaceae. The record is from RefSeq and is a predicted model, not a curated record.
GCGCUCUAUAUUAACUCAAAGUCAGAAUAUACAUCCAAUAACACACGCGCUGUGCUCGUGGCUCCUUCCUGCGGCGGCACAUCUAUGAUUGCUCAAAAACCCAUCAUUCAACUCUUUCACCGCCUAGAGCAAACAGGUCACUGGAAGUUUAUUUGGAAGAUGCACCCAAGCUCUUUGCAGUUGGACGGAUAUGAUCUCGAAGACCAAACGGGGAUUGAACAGAGAGAGCUCGAAAAUGUUCAGUUUGUUCUAAAAAACUUCACGGUGACUCAGGAUGAGCAUGUAUGCCUAUUGCCGUUUAUGGAGGCGUUUGAUGUGAUCAUCACCGACCUACACUCGUCUGUUCCGUUCAUUGCGACUUAUUUCACACCCAAGAUCAUUCUUUCGUACUUUAAUGAUGCUGACUAUGGGACACCAGAGAGACAUCAGGAAUUUAUGGACCAAUUGAACACGUUUGUGGAACCAGAGGAACUUGAAGAACUCCUGAACACGUUGCCCGAGCCGAAAGGUAACCCUGCAUUCUUCCACAAUCAAUAUGGGUAUGUUGAUGGAAAAGAAGAUUUGAGGUUCGGAAACCUUGCAAAAUGGCCCAUUGAGCAGGUUGAGCCAUCGCAAUCGCUGCAAUACAGGAAGGUUAUGGCGGAGCUCGCGCUCGAAUGGAAGAAAAUCCAUAAGGAAAUGGCAGCAACGUUUGAUGAUCCCGAAGGCGCCAACAAUGCUCUUGGAUUCCCUGCCAAGUUCCCUUUGUUCGAUGACGGGGAUUCUUUAGAUGUUCCACUGACCCUUCCUAGAGCUUUACCACGAGAUCGCCGAGCAAAUGGUAUUGAGCUUCGCAUCAUGAGCUUCAAUAUCUGGAACGGUGGGCUAUCUAGUGGCCAUCCAAUUGAGCAGACAGCGAACGCUAUCCUUGCAUCUGGAGCGGAUGUAGUCGGACUUCAAGAGUGCUCUACUGUUAUUCUAUCAUCGGGCAGUAGGCGCUACAUGCUCCCAGAGCUGAUGAAACAUCUUCCGGGAUGGUAUUAUAGUGACCAAAAACUUCUCCCUAGUAGUACCGGCCCAAGGAACCCCUGGGGAAUAGUGUCUAAAUUCCCUAUAGUCAAUACGACCGAGAAGGGCUUCGGUGUGAAGAUCCAAUUGAACAAUCCUCGUCAUCCUGAAUUUGAGCCUCCUUAUCUAGCAUUUUCAGAAAAUAAGUAUCCGCCAAUUGAGCGCCCCCACCUCCCAUUCAAUAGUUCUGCAGUCCAACAUUCAGCUAAUACACGGUUCAUGUACCUAUUCAACUGUCACUUGUAUUAUUUCCCCUACCAACCCUUCCAACUGCUCAAGAUUCCUUACGAUUCGCAACCGUCCUUAGAUACAGCUGAAGAGGCCAUCCAGUCUUGUAUCGACGCCCGAGGUAAGGAAAUGGAGACCGUCCUAAAUGAGAUAAAACAAGUGGCGGAACAAGAGCCAGAUGUGCCUAUUUUUUUGACGGCGGACUUGAAUGAGCCUAGUCAUCUGGACUGGACACCACUCUCAGUCUUCGCGGGAUUGCAACCCAUGACAGUCAAAUGGCCCGUGAGUGAAUGGGCGUACAAGGCUGGCCUAGUGGAUCUAUGGCGAGCAUACCAACAUCUUUGCCACUUUGGGUCAGGAUCAGGGUCAAGCUUGCCGCCCCACGGCCCCUCUAACCAUACCGACGCCAAUGCUUCCAUUGAGCAUGAGCAUAUUCAUCAUCAUGAUCCUCGCAACUGUACAAACCCUGAUAGUCCUCAUGGUCACAGUGACGUGGACGACAAAGAUCCAGUCGAUUUUGACAGGAUUGAGCAACAGGUUAUUGAACGUCCUGGAUUUACAUGGUCGGCUCUGACGAGUGAGUUGGAUGGAUCAGAUCAUUAUGAUCGUAUCGAUUACGUUUUCGGACUGAGCCGUGAGUCAAGUCCUAUUGCCCUGAAGGAUGUAGCCAUCAAGAUGGGUGAGGAAGUGAGCAGAUUUGGAGAAAAGAACGAUAGAACUUUCAAGCCAUGGCCUUCGGAUCACCGGGCUGUUAUUGACUCACGAGCCACAUACGAAUAGACUAUGAAAUAGACGAGCUGAAUUUUCCCAUGCUAAUGUGGGCUAGAAUUUUGUUUUUUUUGCAGAUUCUAAAAG